CACCACUACUUCACUUUCCGCCACUAAAAAUGUUAGCAACAACAUAUUCUUCUGACAUAACCCCGCCACCGUAUCCAACCACCGUCGUCACCUCCACAAACCACCCUCAGCCACCACAAACUACCAUCAAACCCAUCCACCGCCGCCACAUUCUCGCCUCACUCGCCGCCACAAUUACCCCAUUCUUUGCCCCUCAUCCUCACCCCAAUUCCGACCAAUCUCCGCAUAUUCCGAUCUCCGUUUUACCCUCCGCGGAUGCUCGCGGGCUCUUUCAAAUGCCCCCGGUUCGCCUCACAAAUCGGUACUUUUUGGUGAGGGCAGGGGAGUCGGAAUAUGAGAGUUUGGGGGUAAUUAAUACGAACCCGGUUGCGAAAACGUCCGUCGAUAAUGGGUUAUCCACAAUCGGGAAGAAGCAGACGGUUAGAGCGGCUUUGAGGUUGAAGGAAAUGGGGGCGUGUGAAAAUAGUUGCUGGAUUUGGCCUUCAAUUACUCAGAGAGCUUAUCAAGCUGCAGAGAUUAUUGCUGCUGUUAAUGGAGUUAACAGAAGUAAUAUAGUACCGGAGUACAGUUUCUUGGAUGCACGCGGAUUAGGAGCAUACGAAGGCAAGGCGUUACAAUCCUUUUCUGAAAUAUAUGCAUCCGAUCUUGUUUCGCCCGACAUUAAACCGCCCCCGAUCAAUGAUGGAACACCAAACGAGAGUGUUGCCGAUGUCUUUGUUCGCGUGACACAAUUAAUGUCGAUUCUUGAAACUCAAUACUCGGAGGACACUGUUAUUAUUGUCUCCCCGGAUUCAGAUAACUUGACCAUACUUCAAGCGGGUUUAGUUGGACUCGAUCUUAGAAGGCACAGUGAACUAGCCUUCGAACCCGGUGAAGUUCGAUUUUUUGAUCCGAGUAGCAUCCCGACAUACAAGCAACCCGCUUCGGCUAUAUAUAAGUGUCUAAACCCGCCCAGUUGUAAAUGACUUGGCUAUAUCAAUAUAAAUCCACUUCUAAAAAGAUAUAUAUUUUCCUAUAUUUUUAUUUAGGAAAACCAAUGGCGGACACAAAAUUUUUUUUCCAUUAUUGUGGGAAAAUAUAGGUGCUCGGAUGUCUCUAGGAAUUUACGGGCGGGUCAUGUCUGGUCAUUGGAACUUUAUUGUCGAAUUGGGUCAGGUCAUUGAAAAAUCAGGUCACCGAAA
Messenger RNA from Helianthus annuus (common sunflower), 1181 nucleotides. RefSeq lists its product as uncharacterized. Bases 30 to 965 code for a protein of 311 amino acids. The record is from RefSeq and is a predicted model, not a curated record. The transcript is spliced from 5 exons. NCBI's taxonomy places the organism in Eukaryota, Viridiplantae, Streptophyta, Magnoliopsida, Asterales, Asteraceae.